Messenger RNA from Pollicipes pollicipes, 2242 nucleotides. Its product is annotated as membrane progestin receptor gamma. Lineage: Eukaryota; Metazoa; Arthropoda; Thecostraca; Pollicipedomorpha; Pollicipedidae. The transcript is spliced from 3 exons. Gene Ontology annotation, molecular function: signaling receptor activity. Bases 155 to 1213 code for a protein of 352 amino acids. Gene Ontology annotation, cellular component: membrane. The record is from RefSeq and is a predicted model, not a curated record.
GGUUGUUAUUGGUCAGGGUAACGGCCUUUGUCGUUUGCGGGGUUAAGACAUUGGCUUGUGCUGUGAAUCUGGGGACUGGCAAGGUCGUAACGACGUUGGGCGCGUCAGUGAGCGCGCGCCGCGCCGGCCCCGCCGCCGUCCGCCGCCGCCGGCCAUGCUGAGGUACAGCGUCAUCGAGCGGCUGACGCAGACGUCCAGCGUCAUCCAGCAGUACAUGAAACGGCGCUCCGAUGAUGACGCCGGCGCGCGCAAGAUUCGCCUGCUGAGCGUGCACGAGGUGGCCGACGUGCACAAGGAGCCGGGCAUCAUCAGCGGCUACGUGCCGCACGGGUCGCCCUGGGUCUGCGUGCGCGGCCUCUUCCUGGCCACCAACGAGACCAUCAACUUUUGGACGCACUUCCUGCCGUCGCUCUACUUCAUCUGGAAGCUGGCUGAACUACGGCACUCGCUCGACUUCUCCGACUCGUACACCUGGCCCUACAUCUGCUACAUGCUGACCACCUGCGUGUACCCGUUCGUCUCGUGUGUGGCGCACGCCUUCAGCUCCAUGUCCGUCAGGGCGGCCCACGUCGGCUUCUUCAUCGACUACGCUGCCAUCAGCAUCUUCAGCUACGGUGUGGGCGUGUUGUACCGCAGCUACUGCUUUCCGAAGGACCUCCUGGGCACCGUCUAUAGCGACUACUUCAUCCACGUCUGCUUCGUCAACACGAUCGUCUGCACGUUCCUGGCGUGUCGGUCGCGCUUCCUGCAGCGCAGCUUCUGGCAGAAGCGGACGCGGUUGCUGGCGUUCCUGGUGCCCUACGCCUGGGACAAUGUGCCCCUGCUGUACCGGCUGCUGACCUGCGCCGAGACUCGGCCGUGGACGCCGUGUCGGCCUUCGGACGCGCUCCACCUGCGCCAGGUGGCCGCUUCCAUGCUCGGCUCCUUCUUCUACGGCACGCACCUGCCGGAGCGCAUGGCGCCCGGCACGUUCGACAUCAUCGGACACUCGCACAACUUCCUGCACAUCCUCGGCAUCGUGGCCACCAACGAGCAGAUGAACGGCGCCCGGCUGGACAUGGAUGAGGCGCGCGCGCCGCACCACCCGGACGGCGUCGACCUCGACCUUUGGGCCACUUGGGGCGGCCUGCUGGCCGUCGCCAUCAACAUGCUGAUUGUGGCCGUCUCCGUGGUGGCCAUGAGCCGCAAGCUCGGCCGCGAGAAGAACUUCUGAUAACGCCACCUGUUGACAAAACAGGAUAAUUCAGCUUGGGACCGUUUCCGACGUUAACGUCAUCAAUCUUGCGAUGCUUUUGGAUGAAAUGUCUUUGGGUUGCCGAGUGGGUAAGUGAUCAUGAGCGCUGCAUUUGAAAUUAUACCCUCACGUGUUCGUACAGCUCGGAGACGCGUGGCGUCGCAUCGUCGUCGUGUCAACGUAAGUGCCUUAGCGUGCCGCUGCAGGGAAUGGGUUCGUUUGACAUCCGCAACGGUCAGUAUCAGACCAGUUAGUUUGUGUGCAGCAUGUUGUUCAGUCCUUACCGUACAUAGGCCGUGCGAUGAGUGACAGGUAGUCUGGUAACAGGGUAACGAUUGAUUUUUUAAGGAAUUAAUUUUUGAAACCCUUUUCAAAUAAUUUUGACUCCCUUUCAUGUAUUUGCAUUUCUCUUCCACUUUGUGGUGACUGCUUUCUCCACAAACAGUGAUGUGUUGGAGAGAAUGUAGUUCAUAGACCAUCACAUGCAACAAGCCGUGAUAUAAUCUGAGUGAUCAGGCAACUUAUAGCUACCCAUUGCGCAAUAUUGCAUGACUAGAAGCAGAUUAGAAGAUUAGCAGUUGUUUGGUAUCACAUGAUUGUAAGCAAGCUGAUAAUGUCUACGUAUUUGACGAUGGAGUGCUGGUGAAGAACACGUCGUUGGUGUUCGCAGUCACGGUAGUGCUACACGACGAAAGAUUGUUUUUAGAUGAACAGCCAUCGCUGUUUCAACCAAGCCUUUGCCACGCUCUUACCGUUCUCGCAUAUCAUUUUGUGUUGCCGCCUGUGGGUGCUACUGCCGUUUGUUUUUCCGCUGUGGGGCGCAGCUAGCCUGUGGCAGCCAGAAAUCUUGAACGCAGCGUGAGCCUGCGUUCCUCCGAGCAGGGAAUCGGUCGUUAUCUCUACGUUACCGGGUGAUAUUGCGGCGGUGACCUUGGCCGAAGCGUGACGCGGUGGUGUGAGCGCGGGCGGGCGCCACGGGGUGACGGCGGUGCGGUGGCCCGCCCUGGG